UUUUCAGACAGCCCUUGCCAUUUCUUCCCACAGGCUUCUUUCUCUCUUUCUCCCUUGAACAUGGAAUCUAGAUUUGGAGUUGUGCUGGUUUUGAUCUUGGCAGCUGCAUCAUCAUCUGCCCAGAAGAACUGUACCUGUGCAACCAACAGACGGGCUCUAUGCACCGAAGACACACCCGGGAACUGCCUCUGCACGUUGGUGGGUUCAAAUCAAAGAGUAAAUUGUUCAGUGUUGACUUCAAAAUGCCUACUGAUGAAGGCAGAAAUGAGCUCCCCAAAGGGCAGGCGCUUCACCAAACCUGAGCAUGGCUUUUUAGACAAUGAUGGAAUUUACAAUCCAGAUUGUGAGGACAGUGGUAUCUUCAAAGCCAGGCAGUGCAAUCAGACCAACACCUGCUGGUGUGUGAACUCUGCUGGGGUGAGGAGAACUGAUAAAGGUGACACAACCCUAAGAUGCAGUGAACUAGUCAGAACUAACUUGAUCUUCAUCGAACUGAAACACAAGGAGAGGUCUAAAGCCUUCCAUGCUUCUGAAGUGGCAAAUGGUCUGAGACAGAUCAUUCAGAACAGAUACAAGCUGCAUCCAAAGUACAUCACUGCCAUUGAGUAUGAAUACCCAUUCAUCCAUAUUGACCUGAUGCAAAAUGCUUCCCAGAAAUCCAACAGAGAUGUUGAUAUAGCUGAUGUGGCUUAUUACUUUGAAAAAGAUGUUAAACUUGACUCCAUAUUUCAUCGUAGUAAUGCAUUCAACCUCUCCGUUAACGGAGAGCCUCUGGAUGUGGAAGGAAUUUUAAUUUACUAUGUGGAUGAAAAGCCACCAGAGUUUUCUAUGAAACGUCUGACUGCUGGUGUUAUUGCUGUGUUGGCAGUGGUGAUAUUGACUAUUAUUACUGGGAUUAUUGUACUGGUUAUUACCAGGAGGAGGACUGGGAAGUAUGAGAAGGUCGAGAUCAAGGAGAUGGGUGAAAUGAGACGAGGACAGAACUCAUAGCUGCCUUAAUCUGAAGACAGAAAUUAAGACUUUGAUGAGAAGGAAGCAGAAAUGGCAAGAUUAUUCAACGUUUGUGUGGGGAGGCUGGGGUAUUUUUUAUUUCUAGUUUUAAAACAAUGAUUUUCUAAAAUCCUAAAUAAGCUUAGAUGCGUGAAGUGGUAUUAACUAGUAUAAAUUAAUUUGAGAGUUGAUUAUCAAAAUCACGUGGAAAGAAAAGAUGAGCACCGUAGCCCAAAAUUUUCCAAUUGUAUAGUUGUAUUUUUAAGGGGACAAGAAAGUUAUUUGUACUUCCUAACAUAGCUAUUUAGCAUAAUUUAUAAUACCUACAUUUGUAUUACUAAAGAGCCUGUUAAACUUG
This is a messenger RNA of Malaclemys terrapin pileata, 1348 nucleotides long. RefSeq names its product tumor associated calcium signal transducer 2 (gene TACSTD2). The record is from RefSeq and is a predicted model, not a curated record. Gene Ontology annotation, cellular component: membrane. The transcript has a single exon. Bases 61 to 990 code for a protein of 309 amino acids. NCBI's taxonomy places the organism in Eukaryota, Metazoa, Chordata, Testudines, Emydidae.